AUGGCCUCCAACCAAGUUUCUUCGCAGCAGCAAGGUCAGCAGCAGCCACAAGAGCAACAGCAACAGCAACAGCCGCAACAGCAACAACAACAACAACAACAGCAGCAGCAGCAGCAACAACUACAAAAUGCCUCAAGGCAACAGCAAGCGCGCCAUUUCACACAAGCAGACAUGAACCGGCUGGUACUGGAAUAUCUAAACAAAAAAGGCUAUCACCAGACAGAGGCCACACUUCGAAUUGAGAGUACUAAGAUUCCGGGGCAACCAACCAUUCCAUUGACCCCAGGAAACUCGAAUUUCGAAAAGCCUAAAACUAUUGUCUCCGACAGAUCAAACCUUCAAUUCCAGCAACAGCAGUUUAUCCAACAGCAGAAGAUCUCUAGACAAAGGCAGUAUGACGAGAACCCAAGUAUGUAUGGAAGAGCUUAUUCGAUGUUUCGUACAUGGUGCGAGAACUCCUUGGAGAUGUACCAGUAUGAACUCGACAAGUUUUUGUAUCCGCUGUUUGUUUAUUUGUACCUAGCGUUGAUUCAGAGAAGCGAAUCUGCAGAAUCUAGAAGCUUCUACGAGAGGUUCAAGAAUGACCAUCUCUUACAGCAUGGUUACGAAGUGAGAGGGUUGGGAGGCAUCUCCCUACCUUCACAUAUAGAGCAGAAUCAGGUGGCAUCAAUAUUCAAGCAUAACAAAUAUCGGAUAUAUGUUUCGACGACAUCUAUGAAUUUGGUGUUAGGAUUCUUGAACGAAAAUCAAGGUAUUGGUGGUGGUAUUCUUGUUAGAACCAUCAAUAACAAUAUGGAAGUUGUAACUCAGAUAGAGGUAACUACUGCUGCUCAGGACGAGACAGAAGCUUUGGAGAAGGCGGAGGGUAUACCUGCUGUUUAUCAAUUGAUUAACAGCGGAGAAGAGACUUUAGCUGAGGAAAAGCAAAAGGAAAAGGAUCGCGCAAAUCCAGCAGAACUUCUCAAUGGUAAAUCCUUGAAGUUGGGUCAGAUUCCCAACGACUCUGACUUUACUAAAGAAGUGGAAGCAGAAUUGAAACAAAGGGACGAUGUAGAAAAGGACAAAAAUGGGGAUAAACCACCAGAAAAGACAUUAAUGCAAGAGUACAGUGAAAACUUCAACAUUGAAUCGACGGCAGACGAGUCUCCCAGUAAAGACGUCCUUCCCCUUCCCCAGAAAAAUGUAUAUGAUUUAAAACGAGAAAUCAUCAAGGUUCAGGAUUCUCGUGCCAAGAUCAGAUUGAAUGCCGUGCAGGCACAUUUACCUAGUGUCUGCAUGUACACUUUCCAUAACACCAACAACGACAUGACGUGUGCUGAAUUCAAUGAUGAUUCUACAAUGAUCGCUAGCGGCUUUCAGUAUUCGUUCAUCAAGUUGUGGUCUAUCGACGGAUCUCCGUUGAGAUCUGUUUUAAAACAUGACGAAUUCAAUGAGACUGCUGAUGAUGGACUUGCUAUCAACAAUAGUCGCAGACUUAUAGGCCAUAGUGGUGCCGUUUAUGGGCUUGAUUUUUCUCCGGACAAUCAUUAUUUACUUUCAGCCUCUGAGGAUAAGACGGUACGGCUAUGGUCAAUGGAUACAUAUUCUGCAUUGGUUUCAUACAAGGGCCAUAAUGCGCCAGUGUGGGAUGUCAAGUUCUCUCCAUUAGGUCACUAUUUUGUUACCGGUUCCCAUGAUCAGACGGCUAGACUUUGGUCUUGCGAUCAUAUAUAUCCUCUCCGGAUAUUUGCGGGCCACUUGAAUGAUGUGGAUGUGGUGGAGUUUCACCCUAAUUCCACCUAUCUAUUUACAGGUUCGAGCGAUAGAACGGUGAGAAUGUGGGACAUAGCUAGGGGAGAGUCUGUGCGUGUUUUUAUAGGCCAUACUAUGCCAAUCAAUGCUCUUGCUUGUUCACCGGAUGGACGUUGGCUCGCCACCGCAGGAGAAGAUAGUGUAAUUAAUUUGUUUGAUAUUGCCUCUGGCAGGAAGUUAAAGUCAAUGCGUGGCCAUGGUGGUGGCUCCAUUUAUUCAUUAAGUUUCAGCAGAGAUGGUUCUGUGCUUGUCAGUGGAGGCUCUGAUAAUAGUAUCAGAGUGUGGGAUGUGAAACGUGGUACUCUUGACAGCAAUAAUCCAAGGCCCGAGAAGUUUACUUACGAAUCUGUCAUUAACGCUAAAGAUUCUGAUGAAACUACAAGAGUGGACAACAUUGCUGGAGACGAUAAGAGACCUAACGACGCUGCAGACGAAAUCAAGAGAAGAAAGGAAUUUGCUGCUACUCAGGAUCAUAUGGCGGUGUUUUUCACGAAGAAAACACCGGUUUACAAGGUGCACUUUACUAGAAGGAACUUGUGCCUGGCAGCAGGUGUUUAUAUGGGAUAA
This is a messenger RNA of Brettanomyces nanus, 2358 nucleotides long. RefSeq lists its product as uncharacterized. The transcript has a single exon. The record is from RefSeq and is a predicted model, not a curated record. Gene Ontology annotation, cellular component: transcription factor TFIID complex. The coding region runs from base 1 to 2358 and encodes 785 amino acids. Gene Ontology annotation, biological process: transcription initiation at RNA polymerase II promoter. Gene Ontology annotation, molecular function: protein binding; RNA polymerase II general transcription initiation factor activity. Lineage: Eukaryota; Fungi; Ascomycota; Pichiomycetes; Pichiales; Pichiaceae.